AUGACGGACGACCGACGCCCGGGCGCGAGCGCGGUCGAGGAGACGGAGAUCGAGCUCGCGCGCGCGACCGCGGUCGUCGCGGUCGGGGAGGAGGAGGGCGGAAACGGACGAGGAUUGGGUCGGCGGCGAUGCGUGGCGACGACGCGUCGGUUCAUCGUCGAGGCGAGCGGGGGGCGGCGACCGAGGACGGCGGCGACCGAGGACGAGGGGAUGAUUGAGAUGACGUACGAUGACGUUCGGGCGUGCGCGCGGGGUGGAGACGGACGGUCGACGCUCUCGAGGGUGUUCGGAGGGGGGCGGGUGACGAUUCGGUUGACGACGCGGGACGGGCGAUGGGCCGAGGCGACGAUCGGAGGGAGGGAAGGCGACGUUUUUUGCGAUGCCGUGGAGCGAGGGAUGGCGGAACGAAGGCGAGAGAUGCGACCGAUCGGUGGGACGAGCGAGGCGGACAUCAGGCGCAGGGCGAGCGGGGCGUCGGCGGCGACGGCGGGCGUUGGCGGCGCGGUGAAUCGUCAACUGGAGCGCGCGGCGGAGACUCAGAGGACGAUGGACGAGGCGUUUUCCGACCUCGAGUCCCUCAUGGCGAAGGCUAGUGAUAUGGUCGCCCUGGCCGAGCGUCUCGCGACGAGCACGGAGAAGAAGAGCGGGACUGAAUCGGAGUUGCAGCGGUUGGUGCUCAGUCUCGGAAUCAAGAGUCCGGUGACGCGCGCCGGAUCCGGAGCAGAGUUUCAUCGAGAACUGGGCGCACAGCUCGCGCGCUGGAUCAAACCAGUGUUAGAUUCGUCGAAUGGCAUCAUUACAUUGACGGAUGCGUUCUGUUUAUUCAAUCGAGCGCGAGGAGUGGAGGUUGUUUCGCCGCAAGAUAUGUUGCGCGCGUGCGAAUCGUGGGAAUCUCAAGCGUUCGACGUACACCUGCGCGAGUUCGAGAACGGGGUGAAAGUGAUCCACACGACAGAACGCACUGAUGACGAGGCGUGUGCGCGAAUUAAGGCCCUUUUACCCACGCCAGAGAGUUCUCUCGACGCGUACGAGGCGGCGCAAACACUGGAGACCACGCCGGAAAUCGCGCUCGAGUAUUUGCGCAUGGCGGAAUCGCGAGGAAUUUUGUGUCGAGACGACGGGCCAACGCAAAUACGAUUUUAUGCAAACCUUUACGAGGAGGAGAUGCGGCUGGAUUGA
Molecule: messenger RNA, 1179 nt
Organism: Ostreococcus tauri
Lineage: Eukaryota; Viridiplantae; Chlorophyta; Mamiellophyceae; Mamiellales; Bathycoccaceae
Product: EAP30
Exons: 1
Coding region: 1-1179 (392 amino acids)
Biological process (GO): protein transport to vacuole involved in ubiquitin-dependent protein catabolic process via the multivesicular body sorting pathway
Cellular component (GO): ESCRT II complex; late endosome membrane
Molecular function (GO): ubiquitin binding
Source: RefSeq, a predicted model, not a curated record